Arachis stenosperma is the source of this 933-nucleotide messenger RNA. Its product is annotated as 40S ribosomal protein S7-like. Lineage: Eukaryota; Viridiplantae; Streptophyta; Magnoliopsida; Fabales; Fabaceae. The record is from RefSeq and is a predicted model, not a curated record. Gene Ontology annotation, biological process: ribosomal small subunit biogenesis; rRNA processing; translation. The coding region runs from base 154 to 729 and encodes 191 amino acids. Gene Ontology annotation, molecular function: structural constituent of ribosome. The transcript is spliced from 6 exons. Gene Ontology annotation, cellular component: ribosome; cytosolic small ribosomal subunit; 90S preribosome.
GGCCUAGAAAACUGGAAUGUGCAUAAGAAAAUUAGGGCAACGUCAGCAUGGAGUAUAUGUAUAAUAGCAUCCCUGGGCGUAGCUGCGUCUUCUUCUUUCUGAAGCUCAAGGACUGCAACUGCACAUCUCGGCAACGAUUCGAGAUUGACCAAAAUGUUCACCUCAAGGAAGAAAAUCCACAAGGAUAAUGAUGCUGAACCCACUGAGUUUGAGGAGACAGCUGCACAGUACUUGUUUGAUUUGGAGAACACUAAUCAGGACCUGAAAAGUGAUUUGAAAGAUCUCUACAUAAACCAGGCAAUUCCGAUGGACGUGGCUGGGAAUCGCAAGGCUGUGGUCAUCUAUGUUCCUUUCAGAUUGAGGAAGUCGUUUCGCAAGAUUCAUCUUCGUCUUGUCAGGGAGCUUGAGAAGAAGUUUAGUGGGAAGGAUGUUGUGUUGGUCGCCACAAGAAGGAUCGUGCGUCCUCCAAAGAAAGGGUCUGCUGUUCAGCGGCCGCGUACCCGCACUUUGACUGCUGUGCAUGAUGCUAUUCUUGAAGACGUAGUUUAUCCUGCCGAGAUUGUUGGCAAACGAGUCAGAUACAGACUCGAUGGAUCGAAAAUAAUCAAAGUUUUCUUGGAUCCGAAGGAACGCAACAACACUGAAUACAAGCUGGAGACUUUCUCUGGAGUUUACAGGAAGCUUACCGGAAAAGAUGUAUCUUUUGAGUUUCCAAUCACAGAAGCCUAGAAUGUCUUGAUGGAAUUUUAGUAUUUUUGUUCCAACUACUAAGAGUUUAUUUGGUGUUGUUUAAUAUUCUAGAUUGACAUGAAAAUUACUACAUACUGUAGAGGGUAUCCAUGGUGUGCAAUUGUGCAUGAUGCGGCAUAUUUGCAUUCUUGAUACUUCCUUGCAUGCUAUCUUUAUCGAUUUAUUUAUUUACCCUUGGAAGUC